AAUACAUUCUACAACUUUUUAGUUUUUGUAAGCUAGAGAUCUCACAUCUCAAUAAAUAUUUUUAUAGCUUUCUUUUAAGGUGCAUGCGAACAAGAAGCCAAAAGCCUAUUGAUUUGGUUGCACUUUCUAUUGACGAACUUGGCCGUUUAGAACGAAGCAAGAAGAAAUCUACCAAGCAAGCUGAGAUGAACAUGAACGUGCUACCAGAGGGAGUCAACCAGGAGGGAAACAACAACCAACCACCACGUGCCUUGCCUACUGCCGAAGGAGGGAACAAUCUCCCGAUUGUCCCACCUGCUGCUAUCGGACCGAUCGAUCCUGCCGCUACUGCACCACCUGUUCGUCGAACUCUUAUAGUUCUUAGUAAUUACAAUCCAUAAGUACCUUAUAAACCAAAUAAAACUUU
Arabidopsis arenosa is the source of this 406-nucleotide messenger RNA. Lineage: Eukaryota; Viridiplantae; Streptophyta; Magnoliopsida; Brassicales; Brassicaceae. The record is from the annotation of a GenBank genome assembly.